AACGACUCUGGAUUAAUUAACCCUCUAUAAAUAGCGCUUUUGGUUGUAUCACAAUUCAUAUCAUUAUAAAUUAUUAUUACUCACUAACCAAAAUGGCGAAGCAACACAUAUUCUUGAUCGUACUUUUCUCAUUAGCAACAAUGGCAGCCAAAUCGAACGGCGCGACGCCGAUCAAGGAGUUUCUCCAAAACAUUGACCAGGUAAAGUCAAAGGUGACCGAGCUCCAGCUCUACGUACAAGACAUAUUCACUAGCCCAACCCCGUCGAAUUUGCCGGUGGCCUUUGCGAAUUCCACGUCAGCAUCACCGACAUUGUUUGGUUUAGUGGCGGUGCUGGACGACCCGAUUCGCGUCGAGCCGAAACCCGAUGCGAUGAUCGUGGGCCAGGCGCAAGGGUUCUUUGCGUUUUCCUCGUUAGAGGACACGAGUUUUCAUAUGACGUUCGAUUUAGUGUUCACGAGAGGGAGGUACAACGGGAGCACGUUGAAUGUUAUGGGCCAUAAUGCAUAUAUGCAACCUCGACGUGAAUUGUCGAUUGUCGGCGGCACGGGUGCUUUCCGGCUGGCACGUGGCAUCAUCGGUGUUUCGACGGUGUCGAUGAACGCUACCACCGGUGAUGCUUUUUUCCAGUACAAUAUUACGAUAUUGCAUUAUUAAUUAAUUAUUAUUUGAUUGUUUGUUGUUUGUUGUUUAAGGAAUGUUUCAUGCUUUUUAUGUUGUUAUUAUUUUCUAUGUUGUUCUUUUUUAUUUUAUUUUUUCAAUAAAUUAUUAUGGGUGGAUGGUCAUUGUGUAUGCACAUCUCAUUUAUGUACGCUGGAAUAAAAUAAUUUAAUUGUCUA
Molecule: messenger RNA, 838 nt
Organism: Erythranthe guttata (spotted monkey flower)
Lineage: Eukaryota; Viridiplantae; Streptophyta; Magnoliopsida; Lamiales; Phrymaceae
Product: dirigent protein 22
Source: RefSeq, a predicted model, not a curated record